Molecule: messenger RNA, 4615 nt
Organism: Blastomyces gilchristii SLH14081
Lineage: Eukaryota; Fungi; Ascomycota; Eurotiomycetes; Onygenales; Ajellomycetaceae
Product: C6 finger domain-containing protein
Exons: 4
Coding region: 1896-3038 (380 amino acids)
Biological process (GO): regulation of DNA-templated transcription
Molecular function (GO): zinc ion binding; DNA-binding transcription factor activity, RNA polymerase II-specific
Source: RefSeq, a predicted model, not a curated record
AUUUGGUAUCUCCAUUUUCGGGUUUGGGGAAGUCCUGGAUAUCUUAACUAAGCGAUAAUUACAGUCUGUCCCACGCAGCGAGAUUGGCGAUUGGCCGAGUGUUUGCAAAUUUUGUUUCACAAAUAUAUCAUCCAACAACAACCCCUCUUCUGCGCGAGUUUUGCACUUCUCGCAGGCCAAUAAUGCCAUCGCAGAACAAGAACCUUGCCUUGAGCAUGUGCUUGGCGUGUUCACGCUUCUCGCGCUUGCGAAUUUUGCAGGUGGUGGCCUUGGCCGUGUAACAUUGAUACACCCAUGACAACAGACUUAUCCGCCGAAGCAUCACAGAUCAACAGCUCAACCUCGAUGCCUGAGCCUGAUAGGACGCCGACAGCUGGCGCGCGGUCAGCAAUUGCCCGUUGUGCAUCUUUUGCAAUCAGGAAUUGAGUUUUCGCUUGUUAUUUGAGAUGUGUUCGAAUGGGAUUUCAAAACUUAGCAACACCCAAUUGCGACUGAGAAAUUAGUCGGAUCCAUGCUUAUUCUUGUUGUGGAUUGUGGAAUGGAUAAUGGAGACGCGCUGUCCCGGCAUCGAAAUAAUCAUAUCCACAGGCACCUUCCAGCCCUCUAGUCUGAUCUGUCGGCGGUUUCUCCUCGUUGGCUUGUUAUGAAGCUUUUUCUGGGCCCGAGGUAGCUGUUGCUAGGGCCCUGCAGCGAAGUGUGAAGCUGGGUCAGAACCCAACAACCAACACGCGCGGUGUGGAUUUGUUCAACCCCUGCCUAGUACCGCCCUGCUCCACUCAAGCGACAAUGGAUUCACACGGAGAUUGUGCUGGCUGGGUACCGAAUUGUCGUAAUCGACUAGGUUCCUGCGUUUGGACACCUUGCCCGGGCGCUGUCAGAUACGACACGCCCAUCAGCAGCCUCUUUUUACAAAACUUAAAAAAGGUAGAAUGCCCAUCUCCUCCAGUUGUUGAAUAACAACGAUGGGAUUUAUUUUUGCGGCUGCUGCCAUUGCUCACGAAAGUGUUCUUAGGAUCAAAUGGUUCUCCGCUGACGGAUCCGACACUACGACUACUUCUAGUUGGAGUGGUCAGGGGCACCUUUACACGAAAGUUUCCCUUUAACGGCUGUAGAUAUGCCUUCGUCCGUUUGAGAGUUGAGGAGGGACGAGAAAAAAAAAGAAAAAGAAAAGAAAAAAGAAAAGAAAAGAAAAAAGAGGCAAUAGGGAAGCGACAACGAAAAGGAGAGGAACAGAAUGCUCUUUCUCCUCACUAGUGGUCCCGCGGUUUCAUACUUUUGUGGGGAGCUGCCAAAGCAGACCAGUUUCGUGGAUACAUCCGGUGGCUUGAGAAUUGAUCAUCUCUUCUUCUCCGGCUACGGACCUAACUUUGGUUCUUAACGUGGUAGCUCCUCAUUUAUGCAAGAGCAGAAAACUCUUGGGCGUUUCACCCCUCGAUUAGCUUCACUUAAAUUCAUCCUUUGAUGGGGUUUUCAUGCUCCUGGUUCCAUUGACCUUCCCCUCAUUCGUUCGGGAGGGUCUCUUCUCAUAUAUUUCCUACUUGUUGUUUGUUUUUUACUCUUUUAAUAUCCUUGCCUUUUAGAUCGAUCUCUAAAAUCUUCUUGUCACGAUUCUCCGCCGCGACUUCUCCGAGCAUCGUAACCUUCGCUGUAUCGUCCGCGGGGUAAGGACGCUGUCGUGGGUAAUGUAUCGGGCAGUUUAGCCAUUUAUUGCUCACAAUCGCGCAUUCUCCUCCCUGAGAAUCUCGCUGUGGCGCGAUCCUGUGGCGCGUAGAAAGGCGGGCUUUAUACUUCUUGGGGAUGGAAGUAGACCCUAGUCAGCACUCUAAUAUCUUUCUACUUCGCCCGCAUAUAGUCUUCGAGUUCUCAGUUCGUCAACGAUUUAAGUCGAUUAAUUGAUGGACUACAACAUUCGUGAUACUACUGGGCCCUAUCAACCUGGAGAGCUAUGUAUGGGGAUGCCUACUGAUCAGCACUUCAAAGAAACGAGUCAAGGCCUGACCAUGGAUGCCACGGCGGGAUCAGCCGCUGACAAAAAGCGCAAUAAACUGGGCUACCAUAGAACAUCAGUUGCAUGCGUACAUUGUAGGAGAAGGAAAAUUCGAUGCUUACUUGCCUCCGACGAUACGCGAUGCGAAAACUGCAUUCGGUUGAAGAAAGAGUGUCAUUUUUUCCCAGUGGAUCAACAACCACCUGUAGAACCGAAACGGUCUCGCGCAGGGUCGAAAGCUGGGACCACAUCAACCGAAGCAUCGAUAACCUCGUCACCGCCAGCGCUGGUAGGCGGAGGACUUAUGGACCAAACGGAUUCAUACUUCCAGUACGCACCAAUGUCGAUAAAUUCAGGGCAAGAUAUCUCCCCGUUUGAGCCCGGCCCGUACACCGCGACCCCCAUGUCGAAUUUCAGUCCAGAUCCUCUAAACACACACGAUUUAAGCGCUGUCCAACCUGUAAGCCAACCUGUACCGUGGGACGGUUCUUCAUAUUUUGAUCAAAACCUCCCCAGUGCAAUGGCGAAGUCGCAAAUGACUACCCCAACGAAUACCCUGUGGAAUCAUACCCCACCAGUUGCACCUCUUUCCACGGCCCCAUCCAUUCCCGGGACUCCUCUCACUCCUGGCAUUCUUCCAUCAACCGGUGACCCAACAGCAUUCGGUAUGACCGACAGCUCUGUUUGGCCCGCACAGCCCACGAGAUCCGUAACUCUCGCCUCGGGUAAUCUGGCACAGUACCAAAACCAGUAUCAGCAACAAAUACCACCGGAAUUUAAACGUCGAAUGACUGCCCCCGGGGAAACAUAUGCCCGCCCAACGAAUACUUCAGUGCCGGAAUUACCAUCAUCGACUGCCCCUGUUUCUUAUACGCAAACACAAUCCUCAGUAGGCUAUUCCUCGUGGGAAGCAUACCAGGGGCAACCAACAGUACCUGCAAAUCCUAAUCAACCAGUUAUUGGGUCAACACCCUAUGGGCUAGGCGGAUGGUACGCAGCUGACCCCCAGCAGUACGCAAGGAUGAAACAGGAUGAAUAUCACAAUCCGUGAACCCUGCCUGACCAAAACACCGUCUGAUGCCGUGCUACAAUAUAUACGCAGAGGUCUAAAAGAAAGCAGAACUCACCGUACUAGACUUACUGUCAUAAAACUGGUGGUAUGGCUUCCUAGGCUACUCAGAAUCGGGGAGAGGAGAUGGAAUCCUUUCCCUGCUCUUGAUCUGUUUACGCUGGAUUUUUAGGAAAUUAUGCCACUUUGCGCCAAACUUUUGCACUUUCUGUAGUCGAUUUUGGAAUACUCUAGUGGCUGGCGCAAAAACAUCGAAUAUCAUAGGGAGUAAAAGGACAUGAAAACGAAGAUUUCUAACUGGAUAGAGCAAAACGGUUCCCACAUUCCGAAUGUCGCUUUUGUUGUCCUUGUUCCCUAUUACGACCAACGAGGUGUUUUUAUAUUCUGCCUAGCGGACUCUCCGCUUUUCUUUUGGGUUCAAUCUUUUUCCGCCAGACGAUUUUAAUGAUAUGCGGGCACAUUCAAUGACUCCAGCGAUUUCAGCCUCGAGGAUGAAUAAGAAUUAUCUUUCCAUUCCGCAACACUGUCCUUUAUUCCUUCAUCCGAUCUUUGGACUCCGAUACCCUUUCGCUUCCCGCUUGUGGCAUUACAAUUACGAAUCCGAGCCUAUUAUGAGGGAGAAUUUGUGAUAGUCGUUGUGCGGCUUACUGGCGAGAUACCUCUCCUAAGCAAUGUGUCUCCAGGCCCUUUGCAGUACCCUAUAUCGGCCUUAUAUGGCGUAUGACCAGAUGCUUCUGACUAUCUCCCCUCAGCAGCUGGUGAGAAAUUCUAUUGAUCAUACACGCGCCGCCGCCUCCACCUUGCUAGUUUUCGUCGAACACACAUGCUGCUCUUUUCUGGCGAUGGAUUGGAUGGCACUAACCAAUUUCCAAUGUUGAUUUAUUCCCCUCCCCGUUUUCCAAUUUCUAUGAUAUCCUAUCCCCUUUCCGUUUUGUUUCCUUGAGCCGACUGUCGCCUUCUCUCAAUCACCACUCUGAUGACAUUAUCACACGCCGAUUGCCUUUUGCUAGACUCCAAUUGGAAGCAGCACCUGCUCCCCCUCUCCCCCUCCGCGACAUACAUCCGAUUCUUCUUUAUUCACAAUCUCCUUCCUCGCGUUGACAUAGUAUCAUUUACUGGGCUGGCCCUACUGGAGAACUCAUAUGAAAGAAGAUUUAGCAGCUCUUUCCUCUUCAUCAUCUCCUUCUAUCUUUAUACUUUACUUCUUCCACCGUCCUAUAUUUUAUGUUGGGCCUCCUUUUUCUCUCCACUUUAUUCCCCCUUUUAUCUUUCCCUUUUUUCUUUUCUUUCCGAACCUUCUUGUAUUUCCCUCUCUGAUCUCUGCAUAUACUGUUUAGAUUGACAUGUUACUGGUAGAUAUAUCUCAAGAAAAUAAGGCGCGCGUGUGACUUUUAUAGCUAACGGAUGGCAAAAAAUGAUUACAAUUGGAUUAUUUACAGGGGAUUUGAAAUACCAGAGGAUUUCUUUUUCUGAUUAUAUGUCGUGCUUGUAUGAGUAUGAAUGUAACUUGUUUUUAUCAUCCUGUUAUAAUCUUUAAGAAACAUUUUAUUAAAUCUUGG